Messenger RNA from Bursaphelenchus xylophilus (pine wood nematode), 1886 nucleotides. Lineage: Eukaryota; Metazoa; Nematoda; Chromadorea; Rhabditida; Aphelenchoididae. The record is from the annotation of a GenBank genome assembly.
AUGUCGCCGUGUUUCCCACUCUUCGCCUGUCUACGUCGUUUCCGGUGCCGCUCCAGGAAUCGGCGAUGCGGCAAGAAACCGGAGAACUACCUAACGCCCUACGAGAUGGAAAUGGUACCCAUGAUGUUGAAGGAGCUGACGGCGCAAUCGCCGCGCUUCUUCGAGACCGUCAGCUUCCGCUGGUUCAAGGAGGCGGUGUCUUCCGCGCGAGAACCGAAGGAUCCCGGAGUCGCGGGACACUCUUAUUGUAAGUUUUUCGCCAUCAUUUUUCAGAAACUGUCGUAUCUUUGUUUUGUAUUUAGACAUCGUAUACUGUAUGCAAAAGUUGAAGUCCCUAGAGAGAUUGAAGUUUGUUGGCAAUUGUAGGGGUUGAUGAAGAAUAGCAACAUGUAUCAAAAAAUAAAAAAAAAACACUGUCUUUUUUAUAUCUCCCUUAGAAGUUCGCUAUAAGGAGAUUUAGCUAAAUUGCAGGUCAAUGAUAUAAAAAUGACAUAUUCUGCACGACAGCUAAUUUAAAACACCUCAGCCUCAGUUGGGAUUCCAGUUGACGUCACGAAUGCAUUCAUACGAAGUUGUAGUCAUUGUGACGUCUUUACUUCCGACUCUUCUUCGUAUUCAAAAUGUAUGCGGUAAUUUUCGGCCGAAUACACAAACAAGGAAAAAAAUCUCGCUAGAAUUUGCCUAACCUUUUGUUUUUCAAGCACGAGAAGCCCCGUGGCUGGAUAAUGUUUUCUUCAAGACAAAACCCGAGCAAUUUUAGUGAAUAGUCUAUUAUACACAUCACUUAAACAACGAAAUAUCUCGUUUUGAAAGCUUUUUCAAAAUACGCUCAGCUUCUCCAGGCCCCCAAAAGAGCAAUAACCAAGCAUAUAGCUAAAGAAUGCACUCAUUAGUCGUGAAAAUACACCCAUAAUGAUGUUACAUUCCGUUGAUUAUAACCGCCUUCUAAUUCCUCAUUGGGGACCUUAAGAUAUUCAAAACGUGAGAUUGUCCAAAAGGUCGUUUGAAUGAAGAAAUUUGCCACAAAAGCAGCCGUGGGCAUUAUUGAGGGCAUACUGAGAACAUUCCGAAGAUGAAACUUGAUUUGUCCUAGAGUAAAGACUAAUUGGGUAAUUGUUCUCGGAAGUAGGCAAUCCAGGGGGUGGGGAAGUUAAAAUUGGCAGUAAUUCAAAACAUCUUGGAAAAUAGCAUCCUUAUUUAGUCAAUAACAUCCUUAUGAGUGUCGAAAUUCACCAAGGGAUUGAAUCGUCAGAGUAAACGUAGAAUACAGAAUCAGAAACAGAAAAAUGUAUUUACCACAAAAUGCGUGCAACCCUUCUAAAUGCUCUCUAUUUCCAGCCGCACCACCAGUCACGAUGAACGAAUUCGAAUCAGAAGGCCAAGCACUCGAAGAAUUGAUCCGCCUUAUCGCCAAAACCUUGAUGGAAAAGGGCAUCUUCGACGAGGAGAUUGAAAACCAUCUGAACGCAUAUCGCAAGAAGCGAGAACAGUGGAAAUGCACAAACGCCGCAGCCAGCGCGUCCGCCACACUGGCCGCCCCCACUCUGCUUCGGACGCGCUCCUUCUCCGCGGCCGUUGCAGCGCCGCCAAUUUCGUCGUCGCGACUGUGCAGGAAGAAUGGUGCAAUCACGGAGGUUGGGACGACAAAACGAAGGCCCCGAAUAUUCGACUGUUUGACUGGCCGCCGACAGCGGGGAAGUGCGGCCAGGCAGACGGACGCGCUGUUUGUGCAGUUGGGGGAAGUGCUGGCCCAUCAAUAUCAAUGCACUGUGGGUGUCGAUAAGGAUGGAAACGUGCACGAAAGAGAGUUGAAGCUCUUAAUAUGGCGGCAUUUUGUCCAAAUGGUUGUUGCGGUGCUGACGGACAGAGCAAGAUUCCCCGGCUAG